GAGCGUUACGCGUCACUGGAGCAAACCAUUUGGUUGCUAGGACUCGGGGUAACGUGCUGUGUAAAGAGGGGUUUCGUGCAUAUUUGCCUUAACCAAUGAUGACGUCCCAGCCACCGCCACAGCAAAGAGAGCCAUUGGUGAACAGCGUACAUAAAGGAAGAUUCCCUGACAAGGCGAAUAUCAACAAAGUUGGCCUGCAUGACAGGGCCCAGUGGGCCAGCAAGGGCGAGUUCCUUCUGUCCGUGGCGGGCCAGAUCAUUGGCUUGGGCAACGUGUGGAGGUUCCCAUACUUGUGCUACAAGAAUGGAGGAGGUGUGUUCUUUGUACCUUACCUUUUGUUCCUGGUGCUAUGCGGUAUCCCCCUGUUCCUCCUGGAGACUUCACUGGGCCAGUACACGAGCCUGGGCGGGGUCAGUGCCUGGACAAGCAUGUGCCCAAUAUUUGGAGGUCUAGGCUAUGCUAGCCAGAUGAUGAUCCUGCAUGGAUGUGUGUACUACAUUGUCAUACUGGCCUGGGCUCUCUUCUACCUGUCUUCCAGCUUUCAGGCAGAACUUCCCUGGUCGCACUGUAACAACUCGUGGAACACUGAGGCUUGUUUUAUGUUUGAUCAUCACAACCAGGCAUCCAAUGGGAGCAACCUACCGGAAAACGUCACGUCCCCUGUUAUGGAGUUUUGGGAGCGAGAAGUGCUACAUCUGCCUGAUAGCUUAGACAAUCUUGGUCCAAUUAGCUGGAAGUUGGCAUUGUGUCUUGCUAUUGUCUGGCUCGUCUGUUACUUCUGCGUGUGGAAGGGCAUUAAGUCCUCAGGAAAGGUGGUGUAUGUCACAGCCACCUUUCCAUAUGUGAUGCUCUUUGUGCUGCUGGUGCGUGGCGCCACCCUGCCUGGAGCAACCCAGGGAAUAAUCUACUACCUCAAACCCAACCACACUCGCUUGGCAGACCCGCAGGUAUGGAUGGAUGCAGGUACCCAGAUCUUUUUCUCUUUUGGAAUCUGUUUGGGGAGUCUCACAGCCCUUGGCAGUUACAACAAAUACAACAAUGACUGUUACAAAGAUUCGUACCUUCUGUGCCUCCUGAACAGUAGCACCAGUUUCUUGGCAGGGUUUGCCAUCUUCUCAGUGCUAGGCUUCAUGGCGGAGGAGCAAGGAGUGGACAUCGCCACUGUGGCUCAAUCAGGACCAGGCCUGGCCUUCAUCGCCUUCCCCAGAGCUGUUGCCAUGAUGCCUCUUCCCCAACUCUGGGCCAUCUGCUUCUUCCUCAUGAUCAUCAUGUUGGGGCUGGACACACAAUUUGUAAGUCUGGAGGCGCUGAUGACAUCUGUGACCGACUUGUACCCCCAUCUGAUCAGACGCGGCUACCGCAGAGAGCUGCUGCUGCUGUUUAUAUGUGUCGUAUGCUUCUUGAUCGGGUUGAUCAUGGUGACGCCGGGUGGUCUGUAUGUGUUCCAGGUAUAUGAUCAUUUCUCCUGCAGUGGAGCCAGCCUGCUGCUUCUCUCCAUCUUCCAGUCUAUUGCAAUUGGCUGGAUCUAUGGUGCUGAGCGCUUUUGUUCAAACAUCAAGGACAUGACAGGCCACAACCCCCUACUGCUCUUCAAGCUGUGCUGGAAAUACCUGACGCCAGCCGUGUGCACUGCUACCUUCCUGUUCUCCCUGGUCUGUUGGUCUCCAUUGCACUUGGGGAAAGGCCUGGUUGCUCCAGGUUGGGCAAGAGCACUAGGCUGGCUCCUCACCCUGUCCUCUGUGUCUCUGCUUCCAAUCUGGGCCAUCUAUGCACUCGCCAUUACGCCUGGCACUCUCACACAGCGCUUUUGCUAUCUGUGCAACCCCACCGUAAACUUGCCACAAGCCUUUCAACGCUGUCCUGACAACUCGACCACAUACAGCGUUGCACUCCCUCUCAGCGACAAGCCAAAGGAAACAAUCGGCGACAUCAUCUGAGACCAUGUGGCUUAGCGGCGCUACAUGAUGCACUGACGCCAUGUCGAUGUCAUUCAAGAGGGUGGAGUUGGUUUGAAUCUGAGACUGCAAAAGCUUUGCCCACCCAGCAAAUACAGUUCUAGUCAGUUUUUUUUACAGUCGAAUGAUUAUUAUUCUUUCUUAAUGAUGCAUUUUGGGGGGGAUUCUCAUUGUUAAAAGUUUUAAAGGGUACCAAAAUAACUAAUAUCGCUUCUGUGCAACAAAAAAAGCCUUUUGUGUUUCCUGAUAAGGGCAUGACAGAGGAUGUGAGGAUAUAUCACUGUACUGUGUCAUUUACCCCCCUUUGUUGAAUUAAUCAGUGGCUAACAUACUCUGGUACUGGUAUAAUUUACAUAGCACAAUGCAGCAAUUGCUAUACUGCUUAAAAGCUCAGCCUUGGAGAAGCAGAUCACUUAUUUUGGGACAUACGAACAAAACAUCACUUUGGGUUGGGUUUUUUUCUUUGACUCUGUCAGAGCUUGUCAUUUGGGUAAGUUGUACAAAUUUGGUUUUGAAGUGGGAUGUUAUGCUGCCAACAAAUGCCUGACGUUACACAUCAAUAGUCACCUGACUGCCAUGAAUGUUCCCUUCUGUGAAGGCAUCAUCUUUCAUGUUAAAGGGAAGGCCUCAAAUUUUGACUCCCAUUAUAUCUUAUACCAACUAAGCCGCUCUGUGAGAACAUUCUUUUAGACGCAAUUUUAAUGAAUAUAUAGCCAAGAACUUUUUCAACCUGCUUUAUUUGGACUUUGUUCCUGCUUCGAAUUGUUUACAUGGCAACAAGUUGUGCUAUAGGUUUUAAAUCAGCCAAACUCAUUUGACAAAGUAUCAAGUGAUUUUACCCACGACUUCCUUUUUUUUAGUCACUUUGACUCACAUGUUCAAGUUGUAUGUGCAGUUUCUGCAAAUCAAAAAUACGAACCUGUGAAUCCUGCUAUCAGUAUGAUUGAUGUGACACCUUAAUCGAAAAAAUAACUCACCACUCCAAUGACAUGAAAGCUGUUGUUUUCGUAUGUGUGACGGAUAUACUGAUGGAUUUUUUAUAUUAUUGUAUUCCAAAAAAAGGUUCCUGAUACUUCUCAUAUUCAACUGUUUUGUUAUAGUCUAUAAGCACAGAGAAAUUACAAUUACCGUACUCUGACUAGAAUGUUUAAAUUGCCAUGACUUUACAGUACUUGAGACUCAAUAUGUCAAAAUGUGUGAAUGUGUAUUGUACAUCUGUUUAAAUGGGCAAUAAUUCCUGAACCAUUGUGAUGAGAUGUUUCAGUACUACAACACUGAAAUCAGGUGCGCACGUGUGUGAGAGAGAGAGAGAGCGAAAUGUUUUUUUUGCAGCGCUUCAUUAUUUCUAUAAAGUAAAUCAAUAAAUACACUAUGCAUUGUGAACUAAA
Messenger RNA from Phycodurus eques (leafy seadragon), 3343 nucleotides. RefSeq names its product sodium- and chloride-dependent GABA transporter 2-like. The record is from RefSeq and is a predicted model, not a curated record. The coding region runs from base 96 to 1937 and encodes 613 amino acids. The transcript has 15 exons. Gene Ontology annotation, cellular component: membrane. Gene Ontology annotation, biological process: sodium ion transmembrane transport. Lineage: Eukaryota; Metazoa; Chordata; Actinopteri; Syngnathiformes; Syngnathidae.